AGUUUGCAAAGCAUCAAACGCAAAUAUCUAAAACUUCGCGUACAGGUUAAGACGUGAGGGAAGUAUUAAAUUUUAUUUUAUUUGUGAAGAAUAAUAUAUAAGAGUAAGUACACGAAAUAUAUAUAUAUAAUAUAUACGUUACAUGAUGCUGUAUAUAAUGUUUAAAUGGAAUUGUAUCUGGACCUUGUUCCCGCAAGCAACGGCCUUGAUUCUCUCUCUCUCUCAAAGGAAAAAAAAAAAGUUUUUUUUUUUCUGUUCUUGUCGAAGAGAUGUUGGUAGGGAAACGACCGAGGCCGCAGAUGCGGAGGACGACGAGCGUGACCGGAAUCACCGUCGAGCUCACGAACCAGGAGGCGGAGAGCGCCUGUUCGGAUCACCCCAACGGCGGCGUCGGAGCAGGAGGUGGCUCCGCCGUGGCGUGGACAGCCGCCGUCGCUGGCGGUUACGAACAGCGGUUGAUGAUGUCGCCGAGAAACGACGUCGGAAGAAAAAACUGCGGGGAUUGUCGUUAUUCUCUGGAGACUUCGCAUUUCCUCAGAAUCUGCGGUCUUUGCAAACGGCGUUUGGCUCCUGGUCGUGAUAUCUACAUGUACAAAGGGGACACGGCGUUUUGUAGCGAAGAGUGUAGGGAGCAGCAGAUGGAGCACGACGAAGCAAACGGCGUCGUAUCAUCUCCUCCAUCGAACUAGGGAUGUCCAAAAAACACAACAAGAACUCUCUCUCUCUCCCUCUGUCUCUGUGAUUAACUUCGAGAUUGUUUCCGUUGUUGUGGUCAGUUUUAUCAUGUAAAUAUUAAUUUCCCAAUUUCCAUUUAAAAAAACAAAAAAAAAAUCCUGUGAAAUUAUCUUUUAGAUGAUGAAAAAAAGUAAUCAAAAUUUCAUCACCGCGGACUCAUGACAUUCAUAUAAUAUAUAUGUUUGUCCGGAGUUUGGUUUUAGGGUUUGAUUUCACGUUAAUAUUAACAUGAAAUU
Messenger RNA from Tarenaya hassleriana, 971 nucleotides. RefSeq lists its product as uncharacterized. The record is from RefSeq and is a predicted model, not a curated record. NCBI's taxonomy places the organism in Eukaryota, Viridiplantae, Streptophyta, Magnoliopsida, Brassicales, Cleomaceae. The transcript has 3 exons. Bases 270 to 689 code for a protein of 139 amino acids.